AUGUUUCUCAAUCUAUUUUCCUUGUGCCUACAUGGCAUUGAAAGUCAAUCGAUUAUUGAACCUUCGUUGAAAACAAUCUUUCAGCUCCGAAGCGCACAGUUCACAAAUGUUCCACAGAGAAAAUCACUUCGCAUUAUUUAUUUUCGCGAAUUUAGUCGACCUAUCAACGAGAGUUUCUUAACAUCUGAUAUACAGAAUUUCACGAGAACAUUUGCAAUUGAUUUCAAAUUGAAUAUAUUCGAUCAAAACAAAGCAUUUUCUAUGACGAAAUUAUGUUCAUUAAUAUCACAAGAACGACGUGAUACAAUACUUGUCGCAGAUUCAUAUACGAAAGAAAUUGAUCUAUUAUCUCGCUCACUGAAACUACCGACCAUCGCUUUGAUCAAUCGUUACCAACUUGUUCAAGGAAAACUACACAAUCCAUAUCUAUUCAAAUUAAUGCCAGAUGUCAUCGAGGAAGCCAAAGCAAUGGUCGAUGCCAUGGAUAAUCGCGCAGUCUACACUCGCAUUGCUUUAAUCUACGAUACAUCACUUGACAUGGUCGAGUAUCGUUUGUCAUAUCUUCGUCUUGCCAAACAAUACAUUAUCUAUCGUGCACAUCUACCACGCAUAUCAUUAUCAUAUGAACUACAUCGUGCAGCACGUGUAAUUAUAUAUGACUUAACUCAAAUUGAUACUGAUCUUAUCCUAUGCUUGAUGUCAACAGAACGUCAAUUACAAUUUCUUCGUUUAAUCAAAGACUAUGGUUCAGUAUCGACCGUACAAUUACUGUUGAACCGAACCAGUUGGUGGUUUGCUUCGCGAAUGAAUGAGCCGUUUGCUUUACAUUAUUUCCCGAAAGUUCAUACUGCCAGUGCAGAUCGUUCACGGACAUUAUCCCAUUUUCCAAGUACAAGCAUUAAACUUGUACUCAAUGCUGUUGUUAAAACUUAUGUUCGUGUAACAAAUAUUUCCUACCUAUCGUCGUUAUUUAUCGGUCCGUCCACCUGUGAUAGUCCGUUGGAGGGAUCACAAUUGAAGAAAACACAGAUAUAUAUCAAGUUAUUUACCAAUUAUACUGAGUGGAAUUGUGAAUUUCGUUUUGGAUCUGGUGUCGAUCCAUUAUUAUUUGAACCGAACACUUUGACUUGGCGUGUUCCAACUAUAUUUAUGGCACAUACAGAACACUCAUGUCAAGGUUUACUGACCCGGACAUUCUAUACUGGAACGAACAAUGCCGAUUAUUUCUUUCGUUCAUGCCGACCGAUGACAUCUCCACUGCGAAAAGGUUCGUUAUCACAAGAAAACGCAACGACACGAUCGUCAUCGAACGCUCUCGCUGAUAUCACACAGUUUCAUUCCAUGUUUGGAACAUUAUGGAAUGAUUUAACCACUGAAUGUCGUUUCAUAUCGAUGGAAAAGUUAUUGCAAACCUUGAUUAUUGUCGGUGUUGUUGAACCACCCUAUAUAUUCGUAUCUGAUGCACAAAUCUCAUCAGAUUUCCAUUGUAACUAUGGAAUACCUUGCUAUCAAAUCGAUCCUCCAUUGACAAAUCAAACAAUCGAUGCACUUUUCUUCCAUUCCAAUAAUCAUUCGCCACCACAUUGCUGCUACGGAAUAUCGAUCAAUCUUUUACUACGCAUGGAAGACUUGAAUGUGAUAUCAGCGUUGAAAAUGACGAAGUUAUUCGUUUUUGCCGAUAAACCGAACAAAUGGUUAGCACUGAUUCAAACUUUACAUAAUCGUCGAGCACAUCUAUCAAUAUCAGCUAUUCCAUACGAAUCAUUUCUGGCGCGUUCAUUGGAAUUAACUCCACCGUUUUAUCACUCGUCAUAUGUUAUUUUGUCUGCACCAGCUAUCAAACGACCAUCUUUAGGAGCUUUUCUGCAGCCGUUUUCGUGGACAACAUGGUGUAUGAUAUUUCUAGUACUAAAUGCCACAGCUUUGUUUGAAAUCUUUUUUGAAUGGCAUAGUCCUUAUGGUUUAACACCGAAAGGUCGGCGUCGACAUAAGGUGUUUAGUUUAGCAUCCGCAUUAACAUUAAGUUGGUCCAUAGUCUUUUCACAUACAUUUAAAACAAAAUCGCCCAAAUGUUGGUCUAAUCGAUUCCUCGGAAAUGUUUGGGGUGGCUUUGGUAUUGUUUUUAUUGCUAUCUAUACGGCUAAAUUGGCUUCUUUUAUGGUUGAAAUCGAUGAAGCACAGUCAGAAACGAAAGUCCAGGAUGUAGUUAAAUACUGUGUUACAACACGGAAAUGUAUUGUUGGUGUUGUUGCGAAUACAAGCGAUGAAGAAUACAUGCGAAACUUCUUUGCUAAUACACUUUAUCCUUAUUUAAAUUAUGUUCCUUCGUAUGCACAAGGUAUUGAAUCAUUACGAAAUCGCUCGAUUACGCAUCUAUUUAUGGAUCAUUCAAUGGCACGAUACUAUUUGACUCGUGAAGUUUUCAAAGCUAUUCGAAGCAGUGAGGAUAAUUUCGGCACAUUUGGUUUGUCGUUAGGAUUUUCUAAAGUCGAUACAGAUUUCAAAACGAAUAUCACAAAUAUCCUACUGUCUUACGUUGAUAAAGGUAUCAUUCAGCGUUUGCAUGAUGAUUGGUAUGUUUAUGAGAACUGUGAAACGAAACGAUUGACCGAAAACCGCAUGUUACCAGUUGAACGAUUGAUGGGUGUAUUUAUUCUAUUAGCUGCUGGAAUGGUAGUCGGAGUGAUCAUACUCGGAUUGGAAUGGCUUACUUUCAAAUAUGGUGUGCCAUAUUGGCGAAAGCGACAGUCAUCCGGCUGGAUGUUUUGUUCACAACGUUUAUAUGCUGCUGUCAACGCAUCGAAUGAAAUAUACAGUGAAGCGUAUCGCACGUCAAAAACUCAGUCAUUUCGACAUAUUGGAGAGCGUCUUCAUAAUCAUGCUAGCCGAAGCGGCAGUCUGAAUUUACGCGUUGUCGAUGUUCCAAAGUUAUUAUGUACAACUUAUCAAUUGAAAGAGCAGAUGAACAAAUACCAUGAACAACAAGAACAAGAACAACUUGAUUCAUCAAUUUUACCACCGAAUGGUGAUAUAUGCUGUUUAUCAGAGUCGAAUGGCGGUGAAGAAGAGCAAAAAUUGAUUCAAACACGUAUUGACGAACUCGAGAAAGAAUUAGAUCAACUAAAAUCUCAACUAAUCAAAUUCGAUAAUGAUUAA
This is a messenger RNA of Adineta ricciae, 3156 nucleotides long. Lineage: Eukaryota; Metazoa; Rotifera; Eurotatoria; Adinetida; Adinetidae. The record is from the annotation of a GenBank genome assembly.